AUGAUUUGCGCUCAUCCCUUCCCCCUCCCCCUUCCCCCUCGGGCAGUGGUGGGGUUGGAGCCGCACUCAGUGCUGCCCAUCGGCCUGGCGGCGCUCAUGGAGCAUCCCAUGUUCGUCCACGGCUACGCCGGCGCCACGUCAGCGCUCUUCCGCGUGCCGCUGCUGCGCCAGUUCUGGCAGUGGGUGCGCACGGCGCCCGCCACGCGUCCCACCCUCACGCGCCUGCUCAAGCGCGGGUGCACCGUGGUCAUCAUCCCGGGCGGCGUGCAGGAGUGCGUCUUCAUGGCGCCCGGCAGGGAGGUGCGCCCAACUCAUACAUGGGUGCAGGGGGGAGGUGGCAUGUGCGGGAAGGUAGCGUGUGAGGGAAAGGUGGCGUAUGGGGAGAAGGAAGAAGAGGUGGCGUUUGUGCGGCAGCGCUUUGGCUUCAUCCGCCUGGCGCUGGAGCAGGGGGUGCCCGUCGUGCCCUGCUUCGUCUUCGGCCAGACCACGGCGUACCACUGGUGGAAGCCGCAGGGUGCAUGGUACCGGGCGAUGGCACGGCGCCUGGGGUUUGCGCCGAUUGUGUUCUGGGGCAUGUGGGGGUCGCCCAUCCCCCUGCGCAACCCCAUGACCAUCGUCUUCGGCAAACCCAUUGCCGGCGGGGACCCCGACCCCAACCCUUCCAAAGAACGGGUGGCGGAGGUGCAUGCGCAGUACGUGGCGGCGUUGGAGCACCUCUUCCUCACCUACCGCGCCCAGGCGGGCUUCCCCCACACAGAGCUCCAGAUCAUCCCCACUACCCCUCCCCUUUCCCCAGCCACUACAUGUGUUCUUCCCAUUCUGCACUGCCUCCCAUCUCACCACAUGGCCUCUGAAGCACUCACCGUGCUCUCCCUCCUCUGCACUGCUGCCCUCACGGCCUCGGCCAACGGCGCGCUGCCAGCUGUGUACAGGCUCGUGACGCGCCCGGGCCUGCCCGCCCUGCCAGUCCGGCCCACGCGUCGACUCCCCAUCCUGGAGCGUUCACUCCCCAUACAAUAUUCGGGUAACGAGGAGAAGAGGGGUGAGGAGGUGUGCCGGAGGGUUGAGGGGGGGAGAGUGGAGGCAGGAGAUGGGGAGAGCGGGGGAGGGGGAGACUGGAGAGCGAUGAUGAUGGGAGUGAAGGAUGGGGUGGAGGAGCAGGAGGACGGCAACGAAGGAAGGGGGGAGGGUGAGAGUGCAGGGGGAGAGGAUGGGUGGAGUGAGGAGAGUGAGGAGAGCGAGGAGGAUGAGACGCCUCUGUGGCAUCUGUGGCAGAUGCAUAUCGACGGGCAUGUGCAUGGGCAUGUGGAUGGGCAUGUGGAUGGGCAUGUGCAUGGGCGUGUGGAUGGGCGUGUGGAUAUGGGGCUUGCUGCGAUGGCUUCGGAUGGUGGGGAGAGUGCGAGUGACACUGACAUGGAUGAGGGGGAGGAGGGGGAGGAGGAGGAUGAGGAGGAGGAGGAGGAGGAUGAGGAGGGUGAGGAGGGUGAGGAUGAGGAGGAGGACGAGGACUAUGAGGAGUGGGGAGGAGAGGAAGCUGGGGUUGUGGAUGGGGAUGGCGAGGAGGGGGGAGGAGAGGAGAGGUGGGGAGUGCAGCGCGGAGAGGCUGGGCGUUCACAGGUGCAGCUGAGGCUGCUGCAGACUCUGUUUGGACGGGGGUUGGGCGGCGGGACGAGUGAGAGUAGUAGUGGGGAUGAGGGUACUGAGGAGAGUGAGAAUGAGGAGAGUGAGAGUGAAGAGAGUGAGAGUGAGGAGAGUGAGAGUGAGGAGAGUGAGGGGAGCGAUGAGGAGAAUGAGGAGAGUGAGGAGAUGGAGGGAGAUAGUGAGGACGAGAGUAAGGAUAGUGAGGGCAAGAGGGAGGGUGUAAAUGACAAAGAGGGAGACAGCGAGAGUGGGGAGAGUAAGGGAGGGGGUGCAGACCUGAGUGAUGGGGAGGGCGGGGGCAUGGCAGGGGAGGGGAGUGGGGCGGGCGAGCACUGUGCGCGUGCUGCUGGUGCUGGCAGGCGGGGCGCUGAGGAGGAUGCAGUGGAUAUGGAGAUGGGCGGGGUGGGGGGGCGGGGGAUUCAUGGGCGAUGGUGGGGAGGUGGAGUGGAAGACGAGAGAAAGGCUGUGGAAUGCCGCAUUGAUGGCUCUGAUGGCGCACUGGCAGCAAACUUGGCGGCGGUGGUGGCAGCAGCACAGAGGGUUGAGCGGGAGGGAGCAAGUGUGCGGUGUCCACACGGCAGCCGGCACUGCCUGGCCUUGCUGCCUGCAUGGUGGGGGGAGAGGGAGGAGAGGGAGGGCAGGGAGGGCAGGGAGGGUAGGGAAGGAGGUUCAGAGACAGAUGCUAGUGGGUGUGUGAUGUUGGAUGCAGAGACUGGCAGGGGCGAUGGUGGCAAGGGACAAGUUGGUGUGGAGGACGAGUGUGGUGUCAGGAGCUGUGGUGCGAGGUGCAGUGCGGUGGCUGUGUGGGAUGCACGUGAGGGGAAGGGCGCAGAGAGCGGGCAGGUGAUGAGGCGGCAGGGUGGGGCAAAGCGGAAGGCGGAGGAAAAGGAGAGGGAGGGGGUGGAGCGUGAGGGAUGCAAGAGUGGUGCUGUGGCUGUGUGCUGGGAGAGGGGCAAGGAUACGUCAGUGGCAGGGGAAGAGAGGUGUGGGGGGAACAUACGGGGGAAUGGGCGAGGGCUGGAAGAUGCGUGUGGAGGGGAGGGAACGGCAGCAGCAGGUGCAUCGGCAUCACAGGCAGGGGCAGAGAAGGGUGGGUCGGAGAAGCAAGGGGCAUGGAGGGCAGAGAAAGUGGAGGCACUGAGGGAGGAGGCCCGGCAGGAGCAGCGCCUGCUGUGGCGGCGCUGCCUGCACCUGCUGGCUCUGCUCUCCUCUGAUUGGACGGCCUGCUCCCACAUGGUGCAUGCCGGCCUGAUGCCUGCCCUGCUGCAAGCCAUUGCCCGCCACCCCUGGCAGCGCCACCCUGAGAUGGGCGCUGAGGGCACUGGGGUCACUGUGCUGGGCAGAGCCAGGGAGGGAGCGGCGGCGGUGGAGGUGGUGAGCAACGUGGUGAGGGUGCCGUGGCUGAGGCACACGGCUGCAGAGGCAGGCGCGCUGGCAGUCAUGCAGAGGGCAGCACGGCUCAUGCAGGGGCGGGGUGGGGUGGUGCAUGGUGAGGCGAGGAGGCGUGCAGUGCAGGCAGCGAUGCGGCUGUGCGAUGUCAAGUAUGCCGUGCAUGGGUGA
This is a messenger RNA of Closterium sp. Naga37s-1, 3201 nucleotides long. The record is from the annotation of a GenBank genome assembly. NCBI's taxonomy places the organism in Eukaryota, Viridiplantae, Streptophyta, Zygnematophyceae, Desmidiales, Closteriaceae.